Ochotona princeps (American pika) is the source of this 1386-nucleotide messenger RNA. RefSeq names its product apolipoprotein A4 (gene APOA4). Gene Ontology annotation, molecular function: cholesterol binding; phosphatidylcholine-sterol O-acyltransferase activator activity; phospholipid binding. NCBI's taxonomy places the organism in Eukaryota, Metazoa, Chordata, Mammalia, Lagomorpha, Ochotonidae. The transcript has 3 exons. Bases 73 to 1239 code for a protein of 388 amino acids. Gene Ontology annotation, biological process: triglyceride homeostasis; positive regulation of lipid biosynthetic process; lipoprotein metabolic process. The record is from RefSeq and is a predicted model, not a curated record. Gene Ontology annotation, cellular component: extracellular region; high-density lipoprotein particle; chylomicron.
CUCGGGCUCCCUCUGAUUCUAGGAAAGAUCCAACACAGCAGAAGAGCCCUGCAGCCCAGUGAGGAGCCCAGCAUGUUCCUGAAGGCUGUAGCCCUGACCCUGGCCCUGGUGGCCUUUACUGGCACCCAGGCGGAGGUCAAUGCAGACCAGGUGGCCACUGUGAUGUGGAACUACUUCACCCAGCUAAGCAACAAUGCCAAGGAGGCUGUGGAACAGCUGCAGAAGUCAGAGCUCACCCAGCAGCUCAACACCCUCUUCCAGGACAAACUCGGGGAAGUGAACGCAUACACGGAAGACCUGCAGAAAAAGCUGCUGCCCUUUGCCACAGAGCUGCAGCAGCGCCUGACCCAGGACUCCGCGAAGAUGAAGGAGGAGAUUCAGAAGGAGCUGGAGGAUCUGCGUGCCCGGCUGCUGCCCCACGCCCAGGAGGUGAGCCGGACCAUCGGAGACAACAUGCAGCAACUGCAGGAGCGCCUGGGGCCCUACGCCACCGAACUACGCACCAAGGUCAAUGAGCAGACCGAGCAGCUGCGGCGCCAGCUGGUCACCUACGCACAACGCAUGCAGCGCGUGUUCCAGGAGAAUGCUGACAACCUGCAGGGCUCCCUGACGCCCUACACCGACGAGCUCAAGACCAAGAUCAACCAGAACGUGGAGGAGCUUAAGGGACUUCUCACGCCCUACGCUGACGACCUCAAAGCCAAGAUCGACCAGAAUGUGGAGGACCUGCGGCGCAGCCUGGCCCCUUACGCGCAGGACAUGCAGGAGAAGCUCAACCGCCAACUCGAGGGCCUGGCCUUCCAGAUGAAGAAGAAUGCCGAGGAGCUCAAGGCCAAGAUCUCCACCAGUGCCGAGGAGCUGCGGCAGAAGCUGGCGCCCGUGGCAGAGGAUGUGCGCAGCAAACUGCCUGGCAACAGCGAGGACCUGCAGAAGUCGCUGGCCGAGCUGGGUGGCCACUUGGACAGGCAGGUGGAGGAGUUCCGUCGCAAUGUGGAACCCUACGGGGAGACCUUCAACAAGGCCUUGGUGCAGCAGGUGGAGCAGCUCCGGCAGAGCCUGGGCCCCUAUGCGGGGGAAGUGGAAGGCCAUCUGAGCUUCUUGGAGAAGGACCUGAGAGACAAGGUCUACUCCUUCUUCAGCACCUUGAAGGAGAAAGAGAGCCAGAUCCCAGCCCUGCUCCCCAGCCUCCCCCAGCAGGAACAGGUGCAGGUUCUGCCCGCUGCCCCCGUAGAGAGCUGAGCUACCACUGGGCCCCCAGCCCUGGCCCUCCCAGCACCUGCCCUGCCCUGCCACCUGUCUGUCCAUCUGUCCCAAAGCGCUUCUUGUAUGAGCUUGAGGGCACAUGUCCUGUGGCUGGUGAUGCCCCCUCUCACUAUUCAAUAAAGC